UUAUUAUUAUUAUAGUUAAAGAUACCUCCACAACGUAGUACUGGUCAUUUGUGCUGCAUUAGGACAAAACACAAUUUUUCACCUUUCUUUAUCGGGUCCUGACACUUGUGCGGAGAGCGGUCAACAAACUGCGAGACGUUGAACUAAAAAUGGUAUUAUUUUUAUUUUUAUUUUAUUUUAUUUAUUGUAAUUAUUUGCAUACUUUAUGCCAGAGAUAAAAAACCCGGAUCUAGGUCUCCAACCUUUAAAAGUGUUAUCAGCAGAGCAGCUGAUUAGCUAUGGCUUCUUCGGCAAUUGGAAUGGACAUGUAGGUUAGAGAAAAUAGUGGUUUGUUUAUUAAAUAAGUUAAAAUAAUUUGCAUUAAAAUUUAAACUAAAAGUAAUGGGAGAUUUAAAAUUCUUUGCAAUAGCCUUCACCCAUAAAACUAAACUAUUUUGACAUAAUAUGAUAAUAAUCAUUAUAAAUCUGACUGGAGAAAGAUGCAGUUGGGUGGGUUUUUUUUGCGGUACGAUUACUACGUCGAACCAUUCCUUAUGCACUUAGGCUGGUUUUAGCGCUAAGACCACUUCGUAGAAUGGGGCCCAGCUGGUUAGCGACAAAACCACGCCACAACUAGGCUCAAUCCACUAGAGGUCGCUGUGCAUGUGGGAGCCAUCUUUUCUUUAGUAAAUUGCAGCGGUUUUUUCCCCCACAUUUUCUUGACUAUCUUCAACGAGUUGAGUAUUUAGGUUGUGAUGCACCUGAGGUGAUCAUAGGGCCAAGAUCGCUUUGCAACGAGUAUCAUCAUGGCUGGCGAUAAGAAACGCUUGAAUCAGUUUGGCGACUAUGAAGACACCGCGCACAUGUCUGUCGAUGACUGGAAAUAUAGAUGGGACAAACAACAGACUCAGUUCCAUAUGCCCAUAAUACACCCCAUGCUACAGAAACACCUGGAGACGUUGGCACAAGGACGCAGCAAGCUUCGCUUCUUUGUACCUCUGUGCGGCAAAUCGCUCGAUCUCAAAUGGUUACUAGAACAGGGUCAUGAGGUGAUCGGGUGUGAAGGAGUGGACAAAGGCUGUCAAGAGUUUUUCCAAGAGCACAAAAUGCAAUAUACAACUUGUCCAAUGAAGUCUUGUGAGGGAACUGUGUACCAGGCAAAGUGUUGUCCUCUAACUAUAUACAGAUGUGACUUCUUCGAGCUUAAAAGCGAUGACGUUGGUCAGUUUGAUUGCAUAUGGGACCGAGGAUCUUUUGUAGCAAUUCCAGUCACAGACAGAAAAAGGUAUGUUGAUGUUAUUGUCCCGUUGAUGAAAUCAGACUGCAGAUAUCUUCUAGACUGUUUCCUUGUGAAUAACGACCAGUUUGGAGGUCCGCCCUUCAAUUGCACAGACAAAGACGUCAGCACAUUUUAUGGAUCAUACUGCACGGUAAAGAAGAUAGACGAGAAAGAUGCGUUCACGGAAUGGCAAAAGAGCUGGGGCAUUUCCUACUUCGUUGAAGAGAUAUACAUGAUCGAAUUAAAGUAGAAGGCGUAGUGUUUGCACAUCAUUUAUCUGGCUUACUGGAUAAAUAUGCAAUAUUUGACUCCUUCUCCAAGAUAUUCUAUAUUAACCAACAUUUCACUGCCUCACUGUCGAAAUAAGCAAUCUUUGACUUUUCCUCUAAAAUAGUAUGUAUUAUAAUUAAAGGGACAUUCCUGAUUUUGCUGCAUUGUAAGAUGUUUCUGACUAAUAAAAUAUUUCUACGAUUAAACUUACAUAUUAAAUAUAUUUUCUUGUUUAGAAUGUCAUUG
This is a messenger RNA of Gigantopelta aegis, 1774 nucleotides long. RefSeq names its product probable thiopurine S-methyltransferase. The transcript has 9 exons. Gene Ontology annotation, molecular function: thiopurine S-methyltransferase activity. The coding region runs from base 786 to 1508 and encodes 240 amino acids. Lineage: Eukaryota; Metazoa; Mollusca; Gastropoda; Neomphalida; Peltospiridae. The record is from RefSeq and is a predicted model, not a curated record.